UGGGAAUCUUUUUCUUAUAAUUGAAAACUUUUUUAACCCAAGAUAUAUGUAACUUCAUGUUUAUAGAUGAAAUUAACAGACUUUUUUUGUGAAAAGGAUUUUCUUUACAACCAAACAUAGCCUAAGGAGUAAGGAAGGCCACAUAUGAAACCACAGUCCUUAUCUUCCUCUAACUUGAUCCCCAUCCCUUUGUUUCAAAUAGAGUCAUACAAUGGAGAAAAAUUUUUGGAAGUUUCAAAGACGAAUUUGUACGAAACGAACACGACCUUUAGAUUUUGCCUUGCUUACAUUUCUUUACCUAGCUAGUAUUCAUACCUCUUGGUUAAACUAAUGUGUAUAAUCUUUUCUGAUGUUUGCUUUUAGGUGCUUAACUAUGGAUGAUUUUGGUUUGAUUGAAGGAUUUCAUUGCUUUGAGUAACUGUGUUUUGGUGUUCUUAAGUGGGCAUGAUUAGUUGUCAUUCCAUAGUCGUAGGAUCACAAAAAAAAUGAAAUUAUCUUACACCACCAUUGUACCUUACAACAUUGAAUCGAAGCACUUUAUGCAUUUGUGCUUCAGUUUCUUCUGUUUGUUCCCUUUCUUAAUUGUAAUUCAUACAUGUGUGAUUAAAAUUAGUUGGUUUCCUUGUUGACAGAAUGCUGAAUGCAAUUUGUAGUACUCUAGUCUCUGUUGAUGUCAUCUGAAAUAUCUCUUGCUGGUUGAGAUUGUUGUCAUUCAAGACUUGAUCAUGGACCGCAAGGAUACAUCGGGUUUUGUUAGUGGAGGAGGUCCAGACAGUUUCUGCACAUAAUAUAAUCCCUUCUUUGUUUAUACUAGUAGGAGUGGCUUAUAAAUUUUAUGUUUAGACUUUAGUUAGAUGAAUAUAUUCUUUCAAAUAAAACAAGAUGGACGAUAUCCGCAUGCCUUUCAUGUGGAAUUCUUUCUUGAUUACUUGCAACGAUUCAAAGGAAAGUGAUGUGGACUCGAACCACUCUGCAAAUACUUCCUUGUGCCUGAAUUCCCAGAACUUUGUGGCUGUGGGACCUUAUCUGUAUGAUGCAGGAGCUAGCAAAAGAAAACGGAAUGUUGCUGAUGAAGGUCUGAGUUUAAAGCAUGAAGUCUCUCUAGCCCUUGAAUUGGGUAGUUCAGGUAGUUCUUUAGGUAGCAAGACGAACUGUGCUGCUGCUGAGACUGCCACAAUUUCUCGAAUACAUGUUGAAAAUCAAUCUCCAGUUGAUAUCUGUCUCGACCUUAACAUUGAUUUGGGUUGUAAGAGAGCAUUUAAGGACACAAAAAACUCUAGUAGCAGCCUUGAAGUGCAAGACAAGGAGAGAGCAAAGGUUGACCUUGAGUUAAGCUUGUCUACUGGAGCAACAGAAUCUGAUCUGACAAGUCAUUAUACGGUGAAAAGGCAAUGAAGCUCCCAAAAAGAACAAAUGAAGUUGCAGGAAUUUAUGCAAAUGAGUGUGUUUCAUUAGCCAGCAAAGUGGGUAUUCCCUCCAUCAAUUUAUGGUCCAAGAUGCAAGAAACUGAGGGUUGACAAAGAAAAUUCUUGAGUGAUGGACUGCACCUGACAUCUGAAGGCAUUGCAGUAGUGCACAAAGAGGUGGUUCAAGUCUUUAUCCAGGGAGGUCUCUCUGCUCCGGAUAUGCCGUAUGAUUUUCCUCACCACUCGCGGAUUGAUCCGAAGAACCAUGAGAAAGCUUUCACCCUUCAAUGUUCAUAAUUGUAUCUUUUCAUUUUCAUAAACUGUGAAUCAAAAUGUUUAUUUUUUCUUUCUUGAAUGUUUUGGGUGUAUUCAGCCCUUAAAAAAGACAGCCUUGUGUAACUUACCAUAAACUUUGCAUACAUCAUGUUGAAUUAUUUUGUAAUAUAAAGAAUUUUGAAAGUUUGGAAUAUCAGUUCAAUUUAUUGGUUAA
Messenger RNA from Beta vulgaris subsp. vulgaris (sugar beet), 1896 nucleotides. RefSeq lists its product as uncharacterized. NCBI's taxonomy places the organism in Eukaryota, Viridiplantae, Streptophyta, Magnoliopsida, Caryophyllales, Amaranthaceae. The coding region runs from base 883 to 1395 and encodes 170 amino acids. The record is from RefSeq and is a predicted model, not a curated record. The transcript is spliced from 3 exons.